This is a messenger RNA of Schistosoma rodhaini, 249 nucleotides long. Lineage: Eukaryota; Metazoa; Platyhelminthes; Trematoda; Strigeidida; Schistosomatidae. The record is from the annotation of a GenBank genome assembly.
AUGAACAUUAUUACCUCGAGAUUCAUUUGUAUCUUUGCUAUCAUCUUAUCAUUUAGUCAUCAUAUUCAAUAUACAAAAGCUUCAAGCUUAUUUGGUGAAGAGGAACCUAGAACAUCAACUACAUCAAAGCCAAAAUCACAAACGACUACACCUAAGGCACAGGUAUCUGGUGCUACAAUGAAAGGAGCAUAUUACACCGUAAUAGGUUCUGUUCUGAUUGCAACUGCAGUAUGCCGAUAUUCAGUAUAA